AUGAAGGUCGCCGCGAUCCAGCCCACUCGGCGUUGCGUCCACGCGCGAGCGCCCGUUCGCGAGCGCCGCCGCGCCCCGCCGAACCCGCUCAGAGCGACGAUUAUCGAAAAUUCAGACACCUCCACCGAGUACACGAUACAAAUGACAACCGAAGAGGCUCGCAAGUGUUUACGCUUCGACGCCAUCGUCGUCGCCGAUAACGAGCGCGCGAUAUUCGUCAGCGGCGUGGCGAGAGAUUCAUCCGCGGAGCGGUGCGGGAUCGUCCCUGGGCAGCGCUUGAGGGCGCUGACGAACCCGGUGGAUAAGGAGGCGAUGAUGUUCCUCGGGGACGGGCAGCGGUUAGCGUUCGUGAAGGACGCGGUUCGAUCGACGCGAUUAGAGGAGCUGACAUUCAUAUUGGAGAAGGAAAUAAGCGUGACGCAAGAGAUGGUGGCGGCGGCGAUGAGCGAAGAGGAGCGAGAGGAGGAGGCGAUGCGAGCGGAGCGGGCGAGGGUGAAGAACGAGACGCCGACGCGCAGGACGGAUCGAGAGGGGAAGAAGAUCAAGGACCGACCGGAUCUCUACAGCGAUAAGUGGGAGGGGGAUGAGUAUACGGGGUCGUUCUGGAACGAGUUGACGGUGGGCAUAGCGGUGGCCGUCGUCGUGCCCCUGGUCAUCACCGUGCUCGCGACGACGACUCGGGGGGUUUUGUGGGACGUCACACGAUUUUAA
This is a messenger RNA of Ostreococcus tauri, 711 nucleotides long. RefSeq names its product unnamed product. Bases 1 to 711 code for a protein of 236 amino acids. The transcript is spliced from 2 exons. NCBI's taxonomy places the organism in Eukaryota, Viridiplantae, Chlorophyta, Mamiellophyceae, Mamiellales, Bathycoccaceae. The record is from RefSeq and is a predicted model, not a curated record.